Pundamilia nyererei is the source of this 1416-nucleotide messenger RNA. Its product is annotated as cyclic GMP-AMP synthase. Gene Ontology annotation, cellular component: cytosol; nucleus; site of double-strand break. The record is from RefSeq and is a predicted model, not a curated record. Lineage: Eukaryota; Metazoa; Chordata; Actinopteri; Cichliformes; Cichlidae. Gene Ontology annotation, biological process: positive regulation of type I interferon production; negative regulation of double-strand break repair via homologous recombination; activation of innate immune response. Gene Ontology annotation, molecular function: double-stranded DNA binding; chromatin binding; 2',3'-cyclic GMP-AMP synthase activity. The transcript has 8 exons. The coding region runs from base 70 to 1416 and encodes 448 amino acids.
GUAAAACACAACAGUCAGGGCUUCAUCUCCAUUUGCAGAGGACGCUGCUCAGGCUGAAAUAAACGAGUUAUGGAGUUAAAGGACAAACAACAACGAUCCCCACGUGAGGCACGGGUGGGAGACAGAGUAAAGCCUGUCGCCAGACCAAAAGAGAAGAUUCAGCAGCAGCAGUCAGAGGAGGGGGAGGUGGCUGAGGAGUCCGCCAUCCCCACAGAUCUGGAGACCUGGAUCAAAAAUAAUGCCAAAGACCUGAAGAUCCAGCUGAAAGACCGUCGCUGGGCUGCUGAGGUGGUCAACGAUUUUCGUGAGAAUCUGCUGAAAUUCCUUAACAAUGAACCUUUAUUCAAGUCAGCAGAGUGCCUCAACGCCGGCAGCUACUUUGAGAAAGUUAAGAUCCACAUGCCUGAUGAGUUUGACAUGAUGCUGACGUUUCCAGGCAGCCCAAACCUACGCCUCAACCCGAUGAAGCUCGACGGGGGUCUCUUCUACCGGCUCGAUCUCACCCGGCCCACUCGACAACCCAUUAAGGCUUUUCUUCUGGAGAACAGCCUCACCCUCUCGUCGAGCAAGGUCCUGAAUGAGAUGCAUCGCCUGGUCCGCAAAUUCCUCAAGACCUACAAAGUGCCCGAUGAAUGCUAUCACUGGGAGGUGAACAGGAAGCGCGUGCACUCUCCGGCUGUCACUUUGUCUCUCUUCAAAACUGACAAGAACAGCGAGGAGCUGAUCUCCGUGGACGUGGUUCCUGCGCUCAAGGUUCAAAGUUGGCCGGCUGCGGUUCGUAAUGGCCCGGAUGUAUCCAACUGGCUGGGAAAGAAAGCUCUUCAAGACAUCCAAAGAUUGCCGUGUUAUUUUGUACCAAAGAGGCAGAAAGGACGAAACCUCGGCGAGGACGCCAAAGAGAGCUGGAGGAUCUCUUUCUCUCACAUUGAGAAGAAAAUCAUCACAUCUCAUGGCAACAAGAAAACCUGCUGUGAGAGUCGUGACACCAAAUGCUGCCGGUAUGACGAUGCCAAAUGGAACCCUCAGCACCUUUCUGUCUGCUUCCUGUAUCUUGUCCGGGCGCUGGAGGACUAUGCGAGCAGAGGCAACCUCCCUCACUUCUUUGCUCCCGAAUGCAACCUCUUCUCGUCGUCCUCCUUCUCUCGUAAAGCUCUGGCUUUCCUCGUCAAUGCCCUGAAAGAGCAGAGGAGGGAGGGCCUGCCCCUUCUGAAGCCUCCAGCUCUGGUGCCACCUCUGAUGCCACCUCUGAUGCCACCUCUGAUGCCCAGGGAAGAUUUAGAUGAAACAUGCAAUGAGACGUUUGAGGAAAGGUCCUUCGUACUGGUUCACUUUGUGGACGCAGCACUGAUGAAUAAACUGGGUGUAGCAUUUACUGUCCUGGUGGGUUAUGCCUUCUAUAUCCUGUUAUCUUGUUAA